AUGCAACAAUUAUGGGCUACUAAGUGUUCGUGGGAUGAUCCAAUUCCACCCCCUCUCAUGAAAAAAUGGCACAAUUAUCACACGCAGCUAAUUAAACUACGUAAUAUCUCUUUGCCACGAUGGACAGCCUUCGGUUCCGACACAAGUCACUGCGAGCUUCACGGCUUCGCUGACGCAUCGUCCGUCGCAUACGCCGCUGUCAUAUAUCUUAAAGUGAUCUCGCUCAUGGGAUCAGUUACUGUUUCGCUAUUAAUAGCAAAAUCAAAAGUCGCGCCUCUUAAGCCCUUGACAAUUCCAAGACUCGAACUAUGCGCUGCUGCGCUUUUAGCACGAACAAUGUCGUUUGCCAGAACGACAUUAGAACUUUCGACAAUUCCAUGUCAUUGCUGGACGGAUUCAACCGUCACUCUCUCUUGGCUACGCCAAUCUCCAUCUCGAUGGAAAACGUUUGUCGCGCAUCGAGUGCACGAUGUGCAAACUCUAAUACCUGAUGCCACGUGGCAUCAUGUUCCGACUCAUCAGAAUCCCGCGGAUCUAGCAUCACGCGGAGUUACCGCUUCCUCGUUCGCGGAGAGCUCACUGUGGUGGCAAGGCCCCGAGUGGCUCAAGCUUCCUUCAAGUAUGUGGCCGAAUGAAUCUCGGCAAGAUCACGACACCUCGCUCGAAAAACGUUCGACCCUCGUCGUACAAACUCUCGAUAUCGAAUCUCAAUGGGACUUAGCUUCCCGCUAUUCUUCAUGGCCGAAGCUUCUUCGCAUAACGGCCUAUCUAAUCCGCUUUAUUAAUAAGCUUCGAAAUCGUAUAUACAAAAAGCGGUCGUCAAACGACGAAUCCGAUUCUAUUCCAUCCGAUAUAAUUUCGGUGGACGAAUACAAACACGCGCGACUAUUUUGGUUACGCGUCAUUCAACAAAAUCUUUUUCUCGAUGAUGUGCGUCGAUUAAAAAAUUCGAAACCCGUAGCGAAAACUAGCAAACUAAUCUCACUUAAUCCAUUCUUGGAUGACGAUGAUUUAAUUCGCGUAGGCGGUCGAUUACGAAAAUCCGACCUUUCAUAUAACGCUAAAUGUCCUCUCAUUCUAGCAGCACAUCCACUCGUUACGUUGAUAAUUCAACACGCUCAUCUGCGUUCGCUCCACGCGGGCACGCAACUAACAUUAUGUGUUUUACGCGAAGAAUUUUGGAUUCUUCGCGCUCGUCAAACUGUGCGAGCCGUCUUGUAUCGUUGCAUUACUUGCACGCGCGAAAAGGCGGUUAUCCCCAGUGAACUCAUGGGCGAUCUCCCGGCAAUGCGCAUUCGACAAGUCGAUCGCGCAUUCUUACAUUGCGGACUUGACUAUGCCGGGCCCGUUCCUGUCAGAUUAAAUUCAGGCCGUGGAUACAAAUCUCAGAAGGCCUACAUUGCCGUAUUCGUCUGUAUGACGACGCGCGCAAUACAUCUCGAUUUAGUCAGCGAUUAUACUACCGCCGCGUUUCUCGCAGCAUACGCGCGCUUCUGCUCUCGGCGCGGGAUGCCGACCGAUUUAUAUUCCGAUAACGCAAAGAAUUUUCGCGGAGCUGAUCGCGAAUUGAAAGCUGCAAUUCAUGCAGCAAAACAAGAUUCAAACUUGCGAAGCAAACUGUCGUGCGACGGUGUCCGUUGGCACUUCAUUCCCCCUUCCGCGCCUCACUUCGGAGGCCUAUGGGAAGCCGGCGUUCGCAGCGUCAAAUAUCAUCUCAAACGCGUUAUCGGUUCACACACGCUGACAUUCGAAGAGCUUACGACGCUGCUCUAUCAAAUCGAAGCGUGCCUCAACUCACGUCCGAUAGCUCCGAUGUCAGAUAAUCUUGAUGAUUAUUCAUGUCUGACACCGGGUCAUUUCUUAAUUGGUAGCGCUCUCACAACGCCGCCAUCUCCUACGCUACUAGAAACAAAAGAAACGCGCCUGACUCGCUGGCAACUCGUGCAGCAAAAAAGCGAAGUUAUUUGGAAAGCAUGGUCAAAUGAUUAUUUAACCGGAUUACAACAGCGCUCAAAAUGGCGCGUCGCUCAAAAACUCGCCCGAGUCGGACGCCUAGUUCUUUUGCGCGAUCCCCUUGCACCACCGUGCAAGUGGGAACUCGGUCGUAUCAUUGAAUGCCACACCGGAGACGACGGACUAACGCGCGUCGUCACUGUGAAAACGUCAAAAUCGACGUAUAAACGUUCCAUAGUGAAACUAUGUUUCUUACCCGUUGAUUUAAACGAAACGUCCACAUGA
Molecule: messenger RNA, 2238 nt
Organism: Cyphomyrmex costatus
Lineage: Eukaryota; Metazoa; Arthropoda; Insecta; Hymenoptera; Formicidae
Exons: 1
Coding region: 1-2238 (745 amino acids)
Biological process (GO): DNA integration
Molecular function (GO): nucleic acid binding
Source: RefSeq, a predicted model, not a curated record